Messenger RNA from Anopheles funestus (African malaria mosquito), 1036 nucleotides. Its product is annotated as probable H/ACA ribonucleoprotein complex subunit 1. The record is from RefSeq and is a predicted model, not a curated record. The coding region runs from base 169 to 891 and encodes 240 amino acids. Gene Ontology annotation, cellular component: box H/ACA snoRNP complex. Gene Ontology annotation, biological process: snoRNA guided rRNA pseudouridine synthesis; ribosome biogenesis. NCBI's taxonomy places the organism in Eukaryota, Metazoa, Arthropoda, Insecta, Diptera, Culicidae. Gene Ontology annotation, molecular function: box H/ACA snoRNA binding. The transcript is spliced from 2 exons.
UUUGGCACAUGUGCUUGACAAACAUGUAAACAUGUGGUAGGUUGUUUAGAACAGGACAACGUGCCAUGGGAUUGUGAGCAUCGUAAUAGCAAAAAUACUUGAAUUUGUAACAAAAUUAAAGACUAUUGACUCUAGACUGAUCGUGUUAUUGGUUUUUGUUUGUUCGCUAUGAGUUUCCGUGGACGCGGUGGUGGCGGUGGAGGCGGUGGAUUUGGUGGACGAGGUGGCGGUGGUGGUGGAUUUGGAGGACGUGGUGGCGGUGGUGGCGGAUAUGGUGGACGAGAUAGCGGUGGCCGCGGUGGUUUCGGUGGUCGCGGUCGCGGCGGUGGCCGAGGCUUCGGUUCAUGGGGUGACGAGGGUCCCAAGAAUGUCGUUCCACUCGGAUUUUACGAUUACCCGUGCCAGGAGGAUUUGAUCGCAAAGGUGGAUAUACCAAAUGUUCCAUUCUUCAAUGCACCCAUCUAUAUGGAAGGAGAGAAGCUGAUCGGCAAGGUCGAUGAGAUCUUUGGCUGUGUGAAAGAUUUCUACGUAUCGAUCAAGCUGAAUGAUAACAUGAAACCGGACGGGUUCCAGCCGAAACAGCAGCUGUUUAUCGACUCGGCGAAAUUGAUGCCCAUUGCCCGAUUUUUACCUGGCAAUCAGACUAAACGACCUGGUGGUCGCGUGGGCAAACCGGGUGGCCGUGGUGGUGGCGGUGGCUUCCGCGGCAGAGGAGGCGGUGGCGGUGGUUUCCGUGGCCGAGGAGGUGGUGGUGGCGGCUUUGGCGGUGGUGGUGGUGGUGGUUUCCGUGGUCGCGGAGGAGGUGGAGGACGUAAUGGUGGUGGUGGCGGUGGCGGUGGCGGCGGCGGUGGUGGCUUCCGUGGUCGUGGAGGUGGAGGAAAUCGGAGGUAAUUUGAUGAUAGUCUCACGUGUUCACUACACAAAUCCCUACACUGUCCCCGUAUGCAAUUUGAUUAUAAGUGUUUAAAGAUUAAGGUCAUGGAAAUAAAUGUGUCUCUUCCUGAUUGCGAAGAAAUAUUCCAACCAAGCCGAAACA